CUUAACAUCGAAAAACUACCUAUGUAAGCACUAACCCAGGUACUAUGUAGAUGAAAAUUUAGAAAUGGUUACGUACCUCCUAGACAUUAUGGAGUACGCAGACUCGGACCAAGUGAUCGAAGUGCUAGGUGGAGCUGUCAGCACGAGGGUGAUACGCCACCCCAACAGGUCAUUCGCGUUCGAAGUCACCCUUGAUUUAGAGAAAGGAUCGGAGCACUUCUCAACCAAGCCGCCCCUUCACUUUCACGCAAAUCAAGAUGAAUUCAUACAAGCAACUGAGGGUAAGAUAGGACUCGAGCUUGAGGGAACGGAGUACAUUCUCCUUCCAGGACAAGAUGAAUAUUGCAUCGAGUCAUGGGCAAAUCAUCGCUCGUAUCCUCUUGAAUUAGAGAGGCAAGAGGGGAGAACCGUAGUCAAGUUUCUACUGUCGGGCGCGAAGAGCCCAGAGGUUUACGAGCUCAACACAUUGUUUUUCGAGAAUUGGUAUAAAUAUCAGGAACAUGUGGUUCGAAAAGGAGGAAAAAUCGACCUCAUCCAGGCCUUGAGUACAUUUGAUGCCGGUGGAACAUAUGUUUCAUUCCCGCGCUGGGUCCCCUUCGGGAGACAAGUAUCGCAAUUAAUCGGCAUUGUCGUUGGAAGAUGGCUGGGUGGCUUACUCGGGUACCAGCCAUUCUAUCGCGAGUGGUCCACCGACUGGCAGUUGGCCUGUGAUAAAAUGGAAUCAUCAAUAUUCCAACGGCGAUGGGCAGUUCGUUCCAAGCCUGAUUAAGUACUGUUGAAUUACAGGGCCUAAGCCCUGUAUUCAGUACACUACUGUACUA
Molecule: messenger RNA, 821 nt
Organism: Annulohypoxylon maeteangense
Lineage: Eukaryota; Fungi; Ascomycota; Sordariomycetes; Xylariales; Hypoxylaceae
Exons: 4
Coding region: 65-769 (234 amino acids)
Source: RefSeq, a predicted model, not a curated record